Messenger RNA from Phytophthora sojae, 639 nucleotides. RefSeq lists its product as hypothetical. The coding region runs from base 1 to 639 and encodes 212 amino acids. The record is from RefSeq and is a predicted model, not a curated record. Lineage: Eukaryota; Oomycota; Peronosporomycetes; Peronosporales; Peronosporaceae. The transcript has 3 exons.
AUGGAGCCUAAAGCUGUUGCUAUCGCCGCGGUGCUGCUUAGCACAUGUGCUACAGCUCUAACUACAGCCACAAUUGACAAGCGGAGCUGUAGACGAGCGCCUUCCACUAAGCUAUGCUGUGAUCGCGCGUCGUUCUUGCGCCUUUAUCGGGAGGUGCAUGCUGCAUACAAGCGCAAGCCCGCAGCCAACAGUAAGUGCCCCCUGGUAAAACGAUUUGCCUUAACAAUGAUGUACUUUGCGCAGGGCGGAACCAUGGACUCGGCAGCCUCGGUGAUGGGGAUAUUACGCCCCCGCGCAGUGCACGUGGAUCUGCCCAGCGCAAGUGAGGUGGAGGCGGUGGAGGCUGGCUUUUUUAAGGUGGCAGGCUUUCCCGGAGUAGUGGGGGCUGGAGAUGGAACGCUCAUUGCGAUACCACGCCCCCAUGAUUUUGAGGGCUGGUAUUACCGCAAAGGCUUCCCUGCCGUAAAUGUGCAGGCAAUUGUCGACCACCGCGGGUCCUUCAGGUCUAUCUCGAUACGGUCAGGCUCUAAUAAUGACCAGUCUUUGUGGAGUCCGAAAGCGGUAAGUUCAUUUGCAUAUUGCUCUUUCGCGACUUUGAUAUUUAUUCUGACCAGUGCUGCUGUGUACCAGUUUACCUGA